This is a messenger RNA of Dermacentor andersoni, 6959 nucleotides long. RefSeq names its product UPF0046 protein C25E10.12. The record is from RefSeq and is a predicted model, not a curated record. NCBI's taxonomy places the organism in Eukaryota, Metazoa, Arthropoda, Arachnida, Ixodida, Ixodidae. Gene Ontology annotation, molecular function: hydrolase activity.
AUGCUAAAAAAUUUACUAAUGUUAAGAUUACGUUUAGUUUGUUACCACAGCAGAAGAGUGCGGAAUUACUGUAGCGCUUGUUUUGUUCGUUCGUGGUUUGUGUUGAUUAUUCGGUUGAUCGUUGUCACACGCUUGGUUGUCGUGCGGGGUUUGGUAAGCUGUGAUCCCGUUUCAAAAUGCCCAAAGCCAUGCAGCUGCGCCACCCUUCGUUUCCCCGCGGUGACGUAAAAACGACCUCGUGAUGCGAUCCCAUUAUCGGUCUCCAGCGGAAAUCGCUGGCCCAUUCAUUGCUCCUGGAGGAGCAACCGCUGUUGUGAAAACGAAACUAAGGUUGGGCGUGCGCGUUGCGUGAACGCAAAAAUGGGCAGCGGUGCCGUGGCCGUUAACCCGUUGACCCACGACUCCCACACGGCGUGGAAUCGGCUCAAGGCGACCCAGACGGUGCGCACCGUGACCCCACUUUCGCUGGACACGCCGAUCAAGGAUGACGCCGUGCGUUUUGUGUGCGUCUCGGACACGCACAGUGCGAUCCAGCGCAUGCAGUACUCGAUACCUGACGGUGACGUCCUGCUCCACGCCGGCGAUUUUACAAAGAAGGGAUCGCCCCACGAAGUGGGCGCGUUCAGCGCGUUUCUGGCUACCCUUCCCCAUAGGCACAAGUACGUCAUAGCGGGAAACCACGAGCUGUCCUUUGACCCUGCCACUACUUGGUAUACGAAAUCUCGUGAACAAGCUGCGCUCGACGACGCUGUGGCCCAUGUCAAGCGGCAACUAGUCAACUGCACCUACCUGGAGGAUGCCGAGGCCACUGUCUGUGGCCUCAAGGUCUAUGGCUCCCCCUGGCAGCCGCGGUUCCACAACUGGGCCUUCAACCUUCAGCGGGGGCAGGCGCUGCUUGAAAAGUGGAACCGCAUCCCGGCUGACACGGACGUGCUCGUGACACACACUCCCCCGGUCGGCCACGGCGACUUUUGCGUCCGGAACCGUCACGUGGGUUGCGUCGAGCUUCUGAAUGUUGUGCAAAACCGGGUGCGGCCACGCUACCACGUCUUUGGCCACAUCCACGAGGGCCACGGUACGACAACUGAUGGCGAGACGGUGUUUGUGAAUGCGGCCAUCUGUGAUGUUUACUACAGGCCAAUCAACGCACCAAUCAUCUUUGAUGUCCCACUACCAGAAGGUGCCUCUAAAGUUGCUGAUUGAACUGCCUGACGGUUCGAAGGAACAUGUCACAAGAUGUUCCUAUCUCACAUGUUUCUGCUGGUCAUUUUGCGUGCUGGUGAGGCAGUGUUGCAGUGUUAUUGCUGAAGAUCAUAUUCAAUAUUUUUGUGAUCUUGAGUAGUUCAUUGUUUUAUUGUGGAUAUGUUUGAGCUUUUAACUCUUUCGUUACCGUGAGAAAUGGUCUCAUUUUCGGUGCUAUUAUGUUUUAACAUUUUAUUUCAUGAUGUAGCAGUCUCAACGUAUACUGCGACACAUACUACAGUAGAACCUUGUUGAUACAUUCUCGUUAGAUACAUUUUCCCGGCGCCAACUUUCGCAAUUGAGAACACAAAAAAUGACCAAUAGAGUUACACAAAUUUUUUACCGGUUCGUACGUUCCCGGGAAAUACGAUUUCUCGGCACCAAUGUUCAGUACAUUGCCAAACUGCGAUCAUAUGAUAUGUUUUCCAGCCCCUAUACCCAUGUGAACAAGAAAAGGCGUGAGGUGCGCAUGACUGAGAACGGCAUACAGUGCAGUCCACUUAUAACGAUACCACAUAUAACGAUAUAUCGGUUAUAACGAUGGGUCAACACGAGAGUGUCAUUUUAUGCAUUGGGUCGAUGGGGAAAAAAAACCAUUUAUAAUGAUAGGUUAUUCACCACAUGUCGGAUAUAAUGAUCAAAAUUUUGCUGUCUGGACGGCGUUUUCCGUGCCAAAUAAUCGUAACAUUUGUGUUGCUUAGUUCCCUGAAAUGAACAAUGUCGAGACGAGGCGAUGUUUACCUCUGUAAGUUCGUAUCUGCCACCAUUACCGCGCAGCGCAUCCCGCCCCGCCCGUGCACCAUAGAAUAGCUGAGCAGGCACAGUGCGCCACAAGAUGGCGCUAGCUGCUUCAUGCGCCUUGGCCACAGUCGCUCCGAAAGAGAGAGAAAGAAGAAAAAAAGCGACAAGCAAAGCGGCGCGGUGGCGCCUGUCCCGUAUCUCUCUCUCCCGCGAUAGCAGGCUGACGCCACCGAAGCAGCGUGCAACCAACGGUUCAACCCAGUUCGAAGAUGGCGCCGACAAAGCACAAAGCUGUGUCACUUGACACGAAGAAGGAUAUUUUGCAGGACUCUCGAUGUGGCUUCAAGGUGAGCGCCCUUGUGAAGAUGCAUGCACUCGCCCAGUUAACGAUAUCAACCAUCUUGAAAACCGGAAGCACCGCGAUUGUGAAGGCAGGAGCUAUCAGCGGCCAUGCUGAUCAGUGGGAAAGGGUUAGAGACCCUUUGUACGCCGAUGUUGAAGAGGUGCUUUACCAGUGGUUCAUCACCAAUUGCUUCAAAAAGGUGGUCUUUGUGCGUAAGGGCGAACUUCCCCAACCCACUGAGACUAACAUGGUGGAAGCCGCUGACAUAACUGAGCUCUGGGAGCUCGUUCCUACUGGUGACACAGGUGGUGCGUCGAAGGAGGAGUUUUUGACUGCAGACAGUGCUGCCUCGUUCUGCGAUGAGGUCACCGACGAGGCGAUCGCCAAAGAUGUGGUGUUUCAACAGAUGGCAAAGUUGUGCGACGGUGACGACGGCAGCAGUGACAGUGACAGCGAGGUUGACAGUGGCUCCUUGAUCCCAACGCCAAUGUCCAUGCAAAGUACACUGUCGUUGAUCGACUCCUUAAUUGAUUUUAUGCAUGCUAAAGGAUUGCCGCCAGUGUUCGCGCAGCAGCUGGAAUCCAUGCACACCGCGGUUGUGAAGCUGAAGCUGCUGCAAAAGCAAGUGCAGAUUUCGGACUAUUCCGGCGCGUAACCCAUGGCAUGGUCAUUGGCGCUAGAAAUAAAGUUUGUUUUUCACAGCCUACUUUGUACAUCAUCUAUUCUUUAGAGCAAGUAGCGAAUUCGAAGUUGCAAAGGUAUGUUCUGUGUUUUUUGUUUUUCUUAAUUUUUUUAAAUAACUGCAGUCCAGAUAUAGCGAUCAUCGGUUAUAACGAUCAUAUUUUUCGUCUUUCUCGAUAUCGUUAUAAGUGGACUGCACUGUAUAGCCGCCCGUCUCACAUGAAAACGAUGGCGCACGCAGUUUCUUAUUCCAGUGCAGUCUAUACCCGCGAUAACGAAACCCCGUGGCAAAGAAAUCAUUGCGACAACGACAUAUUUUCGUAUCCCCGACGAAUGCCCAUAGGAUUCAAUGCAUUUCGUACCUCUCGACAAUGAAAUAUCGCUGUAUUACAAUCCCACAUUAAUGAAAUUUGCUGGAACGUCACCCCAUCUAUUACCUACUCGCACAAAGCUAGCAGGCUUCAAAAUGUGUUCAAAUGCAAUUGCUUUACUCUAAAAUUGCGUAAAAUACCACCACGAUACACUUGCGUUGGCACUGCCAGUUUUGUUUACAAACACAAUGUAGUGCCGGGAGCGAUCGCACAUGCCAGAAAUACGUCAUGGCCGCCAUCUUGUUUGAUGAUCGCCCAUUCCAAGCCGCAUGCAUGUUGCUACUGUCAUGUGACAAUGGUUUUUGCACACCUAGUGCUGUGAUUAAUGUUCAGCUCGGUGAGCGAAAGGCAGCAAAAACGAGGAAACCCACGUCUCACCGACAACGUGGAAUUGUUUAUGGCGCUUGAGAUGGCAGUCACAGCAUGGAGUGCUGCGCAUCGGGCCAUGAUUGAGCUAUCGUCCGGAAAUAUGCAUCCCUUGCUUUAAGAACGCUGGUUUCGGUGCCACCCGACAGGCAUCGUGUGCAGAUUCAGCACCGGACAUAGAUUUGAGCGAAGAGGCCAUAAUCUCGAUCGAUUGCCAUAUGAGAUACAAUCACUUUCGUGCUUGGCACCAGACACAUCGGCGUCUAAGGGCGAUAGCGUUCACUGGAGAAAUGCUGCUGUUUGGGAGCGUUCUGCGCUUAUUUAUUGUAUACUGUUUUGCAUGUUGUAUGUGUUAUUCCCAAGAAUGUAUGCAGUUUUGCUUCACUUUGCUGACUGCUUGAAGCCUCUGCCUCAUGGGGGUCCAAGCCACUGCUCCUGGGAUUGGCCCACAUUUUUGCUGACAGACUUAGACAGGAAAAAUGCCGGCCAACUAGAGACUAACAGCUUUGCUGUAAAAUUCAGAUUUUAUAUUAUGGCUGCUAAUCAGUGACAGAUUACCUGCAGUUAGAACUGUUUCAGUAAAGACUUCAUUCUUGAACACAGUAGAGAUUGUUUUUGCAGGGGUACAUUUUGUGUGAGAGGCCAUCAGAAGGUUGUGCGAUAAUCAGUGAUUUGCUUUAACAGAAAUAACUCAAGGAACUUGUCGCAGUUACAAGAAUCUGAAGGCAAAUCGUACCUCAAGGCACUUAUUCAAUGCUCCAUGGCACCUAGCAACAGUUACAAGAUGUCCUUCUGCAAACUUUUUGUUGUAUGCAAUAAUGUGCCAUGUAAUUUUCCCAAAAAGGAUCUUUUUGUGCAAUCUAGAAUAAUCUAUGUGGAACAUCAAUGUGUUUUAGAUAGUAGUGUCGCAAUUCUUACUAAGCAGGACAUGUAUUGACCAAGCAUUGACUUUUAUUCAACAAUUGGAAAUUUUGCCCCAACAUAAUUGAUUGUAAUCUCAAUUAGUCAUUUACAAUAACGUUAACCAGUCAUCACUGCACACUUAAUCUUUGCUGGUGCAAAGUAAUGUUGCGGAAAAAAAUUACGUUCUCUGUUGCACUGUUUUAAACUAAUGUUAGCUAUUUGCUCAUGUGAUGCUCCGUUACGUAUAUAUUUUUUGGUAUAUAAAAGAUAUUCUUUUCAAAAAUAGUAUCUUGUAUUCUUUUAGUGCAUUGUCUGCACCAAAAUGAUCUUAUGCUGAUGUGUGAUUGUGUCCUCCGAGAUCUCAGGUCUGUAGUCGCAACAGUUGUCAUGGAGGAAUGAAAAAACUGAGAAGCCCCGGCGUCACUGUGUGUAAAGCCUCCCUUGGCAUUACUCCGCCAUCUUGUCCGGGCAGAUUCUUCUCGUUUAAAUUUCUCACCUUUGGCACACAACCAUGCCGGGCUGUGCGGAGGCUUGCACCAUAGUUAUCAGUCCAACAAAUUGAAUUGCGGUGUACCUUUGCGAAACUGUUGUCAAAGUCAUUUCAUCCAAGUAUUGCGCUAAAGCUUUGAAAGGAGUUCAUGAUGAACUCUGCAAAUUAGACCGUGAGGCCGGUCAAAUUUCCCGACUAGCGCCCAUACGUUUCUGUAGGUUCGAAUUUUCAUUAUUUUGAUCCUGAAAUUGGCUUUCACCAGAUAAUUCAAACUUGACCACUCCUGUGGUGACCCCAAUAGUGACUCCUUCAGUGGCAGCGUCUGCCUCAGCCGAGCUUAGGGGGAAGUGAAUGCAUUGAACAUAUGUCGUCUCCUGUGGAAAACGCUUAUUUUCACCUGCCAUAGGUAGAUUUUCAAGUAAUAACUGUACCUCACAAUGUCUAUUACGGUAUUUAUCAGAUUCUAACGUGCACCUUUUCUAGAGCACAGCUCUUAGGCACCUGUUUUUGCAUUGAGCGUCGGCGUGCCUUGGCGUAACUGAGCGAACGAGCACACCAAAGGAGGAUUAAAGAGUGAACACAGAGCAGCGGCAGAUGAAAGACGGUGAGAGCGAAGAGAGCGUGAGGAAGAAAAAUGGAAGCAUGAAAAGGAAAGCGGAGGAGGUCACCUUCAAGUGCCACCAGAGGUGCUCACGUCCACAGCGCCGGUCGUGCGGGGGGGGAAAGAAGAACCAGAAAGCUAUAGACUUUGUGCUUAGCGUUUGCUGCACUUGUCAGGAAGCGGCAACUGUGUGGCCGGUCUAUACAUAGCGCCACGCAUCACAGGUGGUGGGGUGGUCGGUGCGAUGCCGCAAUAUAUCGCAAAAUGAAAACACGUAGGGACCUGCGCUCAAAUUCGCAUUAGGAUGUGUCGUAAUUGUCGGUGUUUCUUUUUAGGUUGAAAAUUACCUGCCCUCGAAAACAAGACUGCCUACGUGGCGUUUAUGUUUUACCGCGUAAAACAAAUGCAUUGCGGCGAAGCUUACUUUAGGAAACUGGCCGUUAGUGUGCGACGCAUGUUAGCCCCUUCCCCUUUUUUCUGCUAUAGGUUGCUGAAAACUGUGUCUUGUUCAAAUGAGUGCAGGGAUGUCAAAAACAGUCUUCUCAGUGACAGAAUUUAUGAGAAUAUUAUGCUUAAGUUGUGGGCGUUUGUUUAGAAGCUUUAAUGUCAUUUAUACUACCUUUCUACUUUCUCCAUAGUUUUUUUUCAGCGACAUAAAAAGCGACUGCAUGCUUGAUUCCGGGGCUUGUUAGUAUUUGGCCAAACGCUGCCAAAGGUCCCGUCAGGGUAGAAUGAAAGAAAGUAAACUGUACCACGAUUUCACACUUGACUGUUUACGGGGGAAGUUCAACGAGUAGGGCUCCAUGAUUGGUUCAGCGAGCAUGUCGUUUUAAACCACAGGUAAUUGUGGAGUGCGAGAGGUCACCGGUUACUGCUGCUUAGUUUGCGCUGAUGCACUACCUGUCAGUGUGCAUGGAUGUUGCUGCAUAAAGGCCUGCGUAGAACAGCCACGUUUAGAUAUAAUGCCCACAGCACAGUUGACUUGUUACCAAACAAUCCGCCUGACUGUUUCAUGAAACGUUUCACGGCUGGGUGCAUAUUUUACUUGCUCUGCUUGCAGCUCAAAAAUAGAAAUGCUGUUGAAAGCAGCUUCUUACUGUGUGCAUGAGCAUGUUGCUCUUGACAAGGCGAAAUGCAGAUGGGAAGGCAUUCAUCUAGACGGCCUGUAAUCUGUUUGCAUGUUGGAUGCACUUGCUGCAAAUAAACAGAGGUUUUAUUCCA